Messenger RNA from Sphenostylis stenocarpa, 1176 nucleotides. The record is from the annotation of a GenBank genome assembly. Lineage: Eukaryota; Viridiplantae; Streptophyta; Magnoliopsida; Fabales; Fabaceae.
AUGGAUAGAAUAGAAUUGUCCAUAGAAAAGGAGAUUGGAGGCAUGAAUUCCAGGCUACAAAAGCAUUAUGCAGAAUUGAAGGAGAAGAUAGAAAGACUUGAAGAAGAGACAAGGAAAAUUAAAGAAACAAGGAGAUUCAACAACUCGCUCAUCGAAAAAGAAAGAGAGUUACAAAAAACCAAGGAGCAAGACCCUUAUUCUCAAUACACAAUCCAAAACAUCAGUUCUGAUGAUUCAAUUCCUUCUUCUGAUGAAGAAUCAGUAGAAUCCUUUGAAGAAAACACUGAAACAGAAGAAGCAGAAGUGAACCAUACUUUUAUGGCAAAUGAUACAGAGCAGCCUUUUGCUGAAAGAACGAGACUACAUAAUCAAGAAGUCAACACUCCACAUCCAACCAACAACAUGUCUUUACAAAACCACCAGAUAUCUCCAAAACAAAAUUGGUUCAACCCAGAUACUCCUUUUCUGAAUAUCUUUGCUAUUCUUAUGGGAGAAGAAUUCACAGAAGAAGAUCAAUGGCCAUAUUUUGCACAUCCAGAAUCACAUGAACUAUGGACGCAAAAUCAAGUCAGAAUUUGGUCAACAUUUCCAAGGUUAAAGAUUUUUACUCAACAGGAUCAACCUUCGUUCUAUCAAAGUGAGUUAAUCAUAGAACUGCACAGACUUAAUGGAACAUUUUCGGAGAUGAUCAACAAAAAUUCCACGUGUUCACAUCUGAAGCCCUUAGAUAUAAUCUGCAAGCCAGAUGGAGACUCUGGACCUUUCCAUGAUCAAGAAGAAAGGGUGAUGCCACUUGUCAAUAUCCAAGGAAGUAAACAAAUUCACAUGGAAUCGGCAAAUAUUGAAGGACAAAUUAUCAUGAUGAAAGAAGAUAAUGAUGAAGACUUAAUGAUGGACACGGAAGACUCUGACUCAGAUGAUCCAAAUCUGUCACCAAGUCCUACAACACCCAUAACAACAGUUCAUCUGACAGGAUUUAAGAAAUUUCAUGGAGUUGCUGAGAAUCCGACCGAAACAAUUGUCAAUAAUUUGACAGAGUACAUGAAUGAAAAGGGUUUGCCAAAUGGUUUGGUUAUUGAGAGCUGCAGCAUUCUUGAAACUGCUGGUGAAGGAGCACUUGAGACACUGUACCAGAGAUUACAAUCGACCCUUCUUGCCAAGGACACUGAAUCUUGA